UUUCCACUGGAUUAUUACUUUGAAACCAUAAAAAGUACUCAUUCAUAUAAAAUAUAACAGUUAACAGUUAAAAUUACUGUCCAAAAAACUACCGAGAAACAGACAAAAGUGUUCUAAAUUAUGUAUAUUGCUUAAAAUCUUAGUUGCGUUCAAAUAUUUCGUUUGGUUAUUCAUAAAUGAAUUCCGAGCCCCUAAAUCCACGCCUCUGUUCGAUUCUAAUACCAGAGUUAGUUCGUUAUAACUCGCUGUUCCUAAGAAGAGCUAAAGCCGGUGUUGAGAGUGGGGAUAGUCACGCCACAAACUUGGCAAAUGAUAGCAAGGUCCAAUGUUUUAGCGUGUAUGGUGUGAUGAAAAUACCGUACGCUCUACGCUGCGCAAAGGGGAAUUGCACGCAAUUUUCUAGACAGUACACGGUCUAGGUCAACUCAUUAAACCCUAAACUUGCAACUACCACGUGGUUUAUGUGUAAUAAUUUUUACCGAUACAAAUCCAACUCGCGACGACGGCGUGACAUUGUAGUAAUUUGACCUAUAUAUAAAUUACUUUAGCAAUUGAGUACCGGCAGUAAUCUGUCGAUUGUUGAUAUUUGUGUUUAUCCCAGUAUUAGCGGUUGUUAAGCAACAAUCGAAUUUACGAUUAAUUGUGCUAUUAAACUUCGGUAGUGAAAACGAAUAAUUCAAUCGGAUAGGUUAUCCGAUAUGGCACCAAAUACAAAUCUACCUACGGGAGUUCUCCACGAACAUGACGACGAAGUCCAAGCGCGAAUGAUUCCGCCGGAAAUCGUUAAACCGAGUGAGAGAAAAGUGGAAUUGGUUUGGAGAAAUAUCAUACUAUUUAUAUAUCUUCAUCUGGUAGCACUUUACGGGCUUUACCUCAUUUUUACGUCUGCUAAGAUACUAACAACAAUAACGAAUGUUUUAUUUUACAUCGCGUCUGGUCUUGGGAUAACAGCUGGAGCACAUAGGUUAUGGUCGCAUCGCGCUUACCAAGCCAAAUGGCCGCUAAGACUCAUACUUACCAUCUUCAACACUAUCGCCUUUCAAAACUCGGUUAUCGAAUGGGCCCGAGAUCACAGAGUACAUCACAAAUUUUGUGAAACCGACGCAGAUCCGCACAACGUGAAAAGAGGUUUCUUCUUCUCUCACGUCGGUUGGCUUUUAUGUCGCAAACAUCCGGAGGUUAAGAGCAAGGGCAAAGGAAUCGACAUGUCGGAUUUGGAAUCGGAUCCGAUUUUGGCGUUCCAAGAUAAAUAUUAUCUGAUUUUGAUGCCUGUGUUGUGCUUCUUGUUACCCACAUUGAUUCCAAUGUACUUUUGGGACGAAAGCUUCGUUACAUCCUAUUCGGUCAAUAUUUUCCGGUUCGUUUUCACUUUAAACGCCACUUGGUUGGUCAACUCAGCCGCGCAUAUGUUUGGACAAAAGCCGUAUGACAAAUUUAUCACUUCAACAGAACACGCUACGGUUUCCGUUCUCGCUUUGGGCGAAGGAUGGCACAACUACCAUCACACGUUCCCCUGGGACUACAAGGCAUCCGAACUGGGAAAGUACUGUUCAAAUUUUUCUGUCGCGUUUAUUGAUUUCUUCGCCAAAAUCGGUUGGGCGUACGAUUUGAGAACCGUAUCUCCGGAAAUGAUCAAGAAAAGAGUUUUACGUACAGGUGACGGUUCUCACGAAAUUUGGGGAUGGGGAGACAAAGACCAAAGCAAAGAGGAUUACGAAGACGCCACAAUAAUGUACAGGAAACAACAAUAGAAGAUUAAAAUAAUUUUUAGGGGACGUGGAUUGUACUUUCGACCAACUAUUUCAUAAUAAUCCAAAAGAAAAAAAUCAAUUAAAUAUUGUCUGCAAUGAAAUUUUCGUAUUUGGUACAAAUUAACAAACUGGUUCGAGGAAAAUUGGAUUUAAUUGAUGUUUGAUAACUAGAAAAUAUAAAUAUUUAUUUUUAGGGUUAGAAUUACUAACUGUGAAUGUGUGAAACACAAAUUAUAUCAAAUUUCAAUUUAUUUUCAACAAAUUCAAAAUAGUUUGUUUCGAAAAUAAUGCAAUUAUCAUAUUGUCAAACAUAUAUGAAUAGUUUGCGUGUUGUACACUAUAUUUUUCCGACGACCUGUACGAGAUACUUGAAGCGAAAUGCACAACAUUCUAUCCUAGUCGUAUUUCGAACAGAUCGUCAUAAAGUAAAUUUUUAACUAAUGUCAUAUGUAUUAUAAACAUUAAAUAAUUUUUGUAUAGAGACUGUUUUCCAGAAUAUUGAUUUGAAUCUCUGAAUAAAUCAAAUUUCGUUAAGAACAAAAAUUGCCAAUGCCAAUUAUUUAACAGAUAUUUUAUAGUUGUGGUAACAGUUUUCCUCAGAUAUCUAUUAAAGUAUUGUCUAGAGUAGUCCAAAUAUAUCGGGGCCGGUUCUAGCCAUUGGGGGGUCUUUGACAAGCUCCUGGGACGCACCCCUCUUCUUAGCAUUACUCAAAAGUUGCAAAAAGUACAAAAAACUCUUUCGAGUUGAAGCCCUCAGGGUCCGAGUGGCCCCUGAUUAAGAUCAGUCACUUCUCAUACAUUUCAUCGUCCUCGUUGAAAAAGACAUACAAUCACAGAUACGUCUUCGUAUCUGUUGAAAACUAAAACGCCAAUUUCACAUUGAAAUUUCCGGAAAAUCUCCUGCAGCAUCUCAAGAAAACGAUAAUGAAGGUCAAAGUUUCGAAACCGCGCGCCAAAAACAAUAUUUCUGUCUUUCCGUUGGUCACGUGUUGUAGACGUCACACGGUAGUUAAAUGAUUUUAUAUAACCACAACAAAAUGGCGGGGAUGAAGUUAAAAUGGAAUUCUGGGAUAGUUAUUACGGUGGAAUAAUAUUUGUCUGGCAUUUUUAUUACUUUCUACUCAUUUGGUUACGUCAAUUGUUUAUUAAUUUUAUCUCAAAGUUGAAGAGGUGUUGGAAAUAUUCUCUCUUAACUUUUUCGUUAUCAGAUUUCGUUGAAAAAUUUCAUUUUUUCAUUCAACUCCUCAUGGAACCUGUAUUUUAAUGGGCUAUUCAUAAUUUAAUGACUUAUUGAUAUGAAUCAUGAAAAAAUCAAUCACUACAUUUGUUAUUGUAAUGAAAAAUUCCGUUAAAUAUAUUGUAAAUUACAUUAGCUAUAAAUUUUUCAAACUUAUAAACAAUUCGCUAUAAAUUUCCAAUUAAUAUUUUUCAAGAAUAAACUUGUUUGUUUCACUAGUGUAUUCUGUAGAAAUAUUCGUCUUUUGUUUUCUAUUCAUCAUCUAAAUAUCUUCUUAUUAUCAAAUUCAGCCAAUUUUUCUUGCAAUUUGUUUUUAUUAUUUGCAUUAAUUUACCCCAAAUUUUCUGUCGGAACUAUUCACUUAUUUAUUUAUCACCCUUUUCAAUUCUCUUCACUUUUUUAAUAUCUUUGGAUCCCAUAUCCUAUUUUCAUCAAUAAUUUACAAUUCAUAUAUAUAAAUCCCAAAAGUUCUAGAAUAAUGAAGAAACGAAACAAAUGUUAUUCAAAAGAAACAAUGUAAAUAAACCGCUUGCUAUAUAAACAGACAUAAAAACGAAGAUCAAACGAAUUCCGGGUAUUUCUCAAAAGCGACGCCUUCGCCGAAUUUUAGAUUUCCAUUAUAUCCGAGCAGGGCCGACUCCAAAGCGUUUUUGUCAUAAAUAUUAUCAAAUCUGGAGACAAAAAUUAUUCUUGAAGUGAAUUUAAUUUUGAAUUAAUAAUUUUUUUGAACCCAGUUGGCCAAGUUUAGAGUAUAUAGUGUUGCCCAAAAAUCCUGCACGUCAAAAUUGAUAUUUUUUUAUACAAAAAAUUCUUUUUAUUAGAAAAAAAUUAUUUAUUUUAAUAUGUGUCCGGAUUUUUCAAUUCAAGUCUCAAAUUAAUUUUUUCAAUAAAACUUUUUUGUACCAUCUAUUAUUUUACUAUAAACAGUAUACGUUUAGAAAUAGAUUUUGCAGGGGUGGAUUGUUGUAUAUUCCGUUACUAUUUUUUGAGAUCUAAUCCGGUUCUCUAAAUCUCCAGCUGUACACGUCUCGUAUAUUAGAUAUAUGUUAUUUUGUUCACUCUCUUUAUUUCUAUUGCCAAACGUGAUUUGAUUUCAAGACACUUGUCUCGUAUAUCCUUUUAUAUUGAAUUUACUCCACCUACUUCAAUUUUUUUCGCUUUAUUUUCUCGUUCUACCUGAUAAUUCUCAUGAUCAUUAUACUUUUGGUAUUUUAAUUUCGUUUAAACGACUAGAUAUCGACUAUGUGAUCUAAUUUCACCGAUAUUUUCUUGUUACCACGAUCAGCAAAAUAUCUGGAGGAAAUUUUAGGCUCCAUUAUGAACUCAAUGGAAUGUAACUGCUGUUAAUGUUAAAAAAAUAGCAUUAUUAUUAGUUUUAUAGUUAAUUUACCAAAUGAACUUGUGAAUCUUCAUUAUGAAUGUAUUCCAUAAACGUGAUAUUCAAUUUAAUUUAGAUUAUAGAUUCCAAUAAGCGUCGAUGUUAUUUUAAUAAAUUCUUAUUUAAAAAAAAAAACGGUAGUAUAAUUUCAGUU
This is a messenger RNA of Diorhabda sublineata, 4520 nucleotides long. RefSeq names its product acyl-CoA Delta-9 desaturase-like. Gene Ontology annotation, biological process: unsaturated fatty acid biosynthetic process. Lineage: Eukaryota; Metazoa; Arthropoda; Insecta; Coleoptera; Chrysomelidae. The transcript has 5 exons. Gene Ontology annotation, molecular function: stearoyl-CoA 9-desaturase activity; iron ion binding. The record is from RefSeq and is a predicted model, not a curated record. The coding region runs from base 699 to 1751 and encodes 350 amino acids. Gene Ontology annotation, cellular component: endoplasmic reticulum membrane.